AUGGCAGCAGUGGCGCGGGCCUCGCUGCAGGCCCCAGCGCCAGCGGGUGUGCCCCUAGUUAUCGACGGCAGCGAUGAGGACGAGGAGGGCGGUGGCGAAAGGGAGCACGAGGCCGAGCUUGAGUACCUCGGGCAGUUCAAAAGCCAGAUCGUCGGCAUCAGAUACUACGAGGGCACGGUGGGCCGCAACGAGAUGGUCAAGUUUGUGCGCGAGCCAUCAAACCCGUACGACGCCAACGCGGUGCGUGUGGAGAACAUCCGCAGCGAGAAGGUGGGCCACCUGCGGCGGGAGCUGGUGGCGGAGAUUGCGGCGCUCAUGGACGGCGGGCGGCUGGUGAUUGAGGGCAUGAUGACUGGGACCGGCAAGGGCGUCUACACCAUGCCCAUCACGAUCUUCUGCUUCGGCCCGGAGCCCAGCGUGGUGCCCCAGCUGGCGCGCCGGCUGUCCAGGGCCAACUGCCAGCUCAGCGGCGACUCCUUUGACGGCGCGGACAGCUCCGGCGCGCUGGGCCGCGGCGGGCGGCGCGGCAGCGGGGCGGGCGUGCCCAACGUGACCUCGAAGAUCCUGAGUGCAUCCCAGAUGGAGACGGCGCUCGACAAGAUGUUCGAAGGUGGUUCAGGGUUGUGGGAUUGA
Molecule: messenger RNA, 633 nt
Organism: Monoraphidium neglectum
Lineage: Eukaryota; Viridiplantae; Chlorophyta; Chlorophyceae; Sphaeropleales; Selenastraceae
Product: Helicase-like transcription factor
Exons: 6
Coding region: 1-633 (210 amino acids)
Molecular function (GO): zinc ion binding; hydrolase activity, acting on acid anhydrides, in phosphorus-containing anhydrides; nucleic acid binding
Source: RefSeq, a predicted model, not a curated record